AUGGAAUUGGAGAAAAGUGGCGCCCUGCUAGAAAGUGGAACAUAUGAAGAUAACUUCUAUGGCACCCCAAAACCUCCCAUCGAGCCCAUCUCGCUGCUGCUAAAUGUAACAGACCAGCUGCUUCCCGGCGCCAGACCCAGCUCUGAGGGCAAGAGGAGGCGCAACAAGUCCGUCAGCAACAUGGAGAAGGCUAGCAUCGAGCCUCCGGAGGAGGACGAGGAGGAGAGGCCCAUUGUCAACGGCAACUGUGUGGUCGUCACCCCAGAGUCCAGUGAACAUGAGGAAAAGAGCACCGAGGCACCAGGAGACCCCGAUGCAGCGCAGACCACCCCUGCACCAGACACCAUCUCCGAGGGCUCCAAGGAUGACAAACAGUCCCCCCAACUCACACUGGCCAAACCAGAGGACAACGCCGAGUUAGGGCCUCUGCCGGACAACUGGGAGAUGGCCUACACCGAGAAGGGAGAAGUCUACUUUAUUGACCACAACACCAAGACAACAUCGUGGCUGGACCCGCGGCUGGCCAAGAAGGCCAAACCGCCAGAGGAAUGCAAAGAAGAUGAGCUUCCAUACGGCUGGGAGAAAAUCGAUGACCCCAUUUACGGGAGCUACUAUGUUGACCACAUAAAUAGAAGAACCCAGUUUGAGAAUCCAGUUUUGGAGGCUAAAAGAAGAAUCCAGCAGCAGCAACAGAUGCAAAGCCAGGGUCUGUCCUCACUGCCACUCCCCACCAUCUACAGAGAGAAGCCGCCAUUCACCCGGGACCCUACUCAGCUCAAGGGCAGUUUCUUAUCCACGGCUCUCCAGAAAAGCAACAUGGGCUUUGGAUUUACAAUAAUUGGAGGCGAUGAGCCAGACGAAUUUCUCCAAGUCAAAAGUGUUAUCCCUGAUGGACCUGCUGCAGCUGAUGGGAAGAUGGCUACAGGUGAUGUGAUAGUGUACAUCAACGACAUGUGCGUCUUGGGCACCACUCACGCUGAUGUCGUCAAACUGUUCCAGUCGGUCCCGAUCGGUCAAAGCGUCACGAUGGUUCUGUGUCGAGGUUACCCUUUACCCUACGAUCCAGAGGACGCCACUAACACAAACAACAACACCACCACCACUAUCAUCUCCCCUCUUGGCAUCAUGGAACAGCGCCCCAUAGUGGUCAAUGGGAGAGCCACUUACGAUAACUACCUGGACUAUAUUUCCCGCACAGCUCGUUUUGUCACAGACCCGAAUCAAGAGCAGGUCAUUGCCCAACAGCUCCUCGCCACACAUCCGGGUGACACCAAUUUGGACGGGUCACUUCCUGCUGGCACUGGCACCACGCCUCCAGACAGUGUAUCCAUGGCGUCUUCGGGACCGGCCCAGAGUGAGAUGCUGACUGUGAAUAUGGUGAAAGGCGUGGAUGGCUUUGGAUUUACGAUUGCAGACAGCGCGACGGGACAGAGGGUGAAGCAGGUGCUGGAACCGCAGGGCUGUCCUGGUCUGAGCGAGGGCGACCUCAUCGUGGAGAUAAACAAGCAGCCAGUGCAGGGAUUCACACACACGGCGGUGGUGGAGCUGCUCAAAGAGUGCGCGGUGGGAACAGAGACCAGCCUGGUGGUGCAGAGGGGCGGGCCAGGUUACUAUUCCCCCUGGAAGACCCCCAAGCAGGUCCUGGAUCAGUGGGAGUCCCAGCAGGGCCAGAGUAGCCCUGCUCAGACCUGCGUAUCUGCCCCUAUUAUCUCUCACAGCGCCCCCUUCUUCCCUCCUCUGCAACUGCACAGAGGCUCAUUGCCUGAGACGGCCUCCGAGGCCCUGGUGCUGGCCAAACCUGAGCCCUAUGACCUUUAUGAGAAGUCCAGGUCUAUCUAUGAAAAUAGGCAACCCACCCAACCAAAACCUGUUUUUUCUAUGGACUCUUCAGGAGCUGAGUACCAAGACAUUGAGGUGCAUCUUCGGCGGCAGAAGUCUGGGUUUGGGUUUCGAGUGCUGGGCGGGGAAGAGGCAGGACAACCUAUUUUGAUUGGGGCAAUUAUUGAAAAGAGUCCAGCCGACGUGGAUGGGCGGUUGCGUCCUGGGGAUGAGCUGCUGUUUGUAGAUGGAAUACCUGUGAUGGGGAAGCCACAUAGAUAUGUCAUUGACCUAAUGCAUGGAGCUGCUCGCAACGGCCAGGUCAAUAUGGUCAUCAGGAGAAGAGUGCAACCCACAGGUGAGCCUUGCACAGAAAACGGCCGCUCGGGCUCCGUGUCCACCCAGCAGAGCUCGCCACGCAGCGACUUCACGUACGGCAACAGCGUUCAGCCUCCAAGCUCUUCUACAGGCCUCAACUCCACUCCAGACUCAACGCCCAACCCAAACUCCCCUCCGCGCGACGUUGUCAUCAACAGGAAGGAGAGCGAGGGCUUUGGCUUUGUUAUCAUCAGCUCCCUCAACAGGCCGGAGGCUGCAGCUACCAACACGGUGCCGCAUAAAAUCGGCCGCAUUAUUGAGGGCAGCCCGGCGGACCGCAGUGGAAAGCUGAAGGUGGGAGACCGGAUCUUGGCUGUAAACUCUCAGUCCAUUGUGAACAUGCCGCACGCCGAAAUCGUCAAGCUGAUCAAGGACGCAGGCCUGACCGUCACGCUGAGGAUCAUACCGCAGGAAGAAAUCAGCAACUCCCCGUCCGCCCCCAGCUCGGAGAAGGAGAGUCCACUCACCCAACAGCACAGCCCCACGACCCAGCCCAGUGCCACUACUACCCCCAGCACUCAACCUACCACAGGCUUAGAGAAUGUGAGCCAGUCCACACCGCCCCAUCCGAGUCCUGGGAGACCUGCCCCGCCUCCGCAGAGCUACCCCCAUGAGGGCAGUUACAGAUCUGAGGUGAAGGCGAGGCAGGAUGUGAAACCAGACAUCCGACAGCCUCCCUUCACAGACUACCGGCAGCCCCCCGUGGACUACCGACACCCCCCAGUGGCCGACUACAGGCAGCCCCCCACCCUGGAGUACAGGCACCCCCCUCUGCUCGACUACAGACCGUACGCCAUGCCUGACUACCGCAUGCCGCCCGUGCAGCUCACACAGGAUUUCGACUUCUUCACGGUGGAGCUGGAGAAAAGCGUUAAAGGCUUUGGCUUCAGUAUUCGUGGUGGUCGAGAGUAUAAAAUGGACCUUUUUGUGCUGAGGUUGGCAGAGGACGGGACAGCCAUCCGAAAUGGGAGGAUGAGGGUUGGAGACCAAAUUAUAGAGAUUAAUGGGGAAACCACUCGGGACAUGACGCAUGCACGGGCCAUUGAGCUGAUCAAGUCUGGAGGGAGAAGAGUGCGAUUGCUGCUCAAAAGGGGGACAGGGCAGGUGCCAGAGUACGGAAUGGUAUCUUCCAGUCUCUCCAUGUGCAUGAAAAGUGACAAGCAUGGGUCUCCCUAUUUCCUGCUAAUGGGCCACCCUAAAGACACGGUUUGUGACCGUCAGACAUCAGUGUCUCCUGGUUUUUGUGCAGUGGUCUUGCAUGACAAUGCCACCCCAUGGGAUGUUCGCCCUACAGCUUCCCCAAACCUGUCUGAAGUAGCCCUGCCCAUCGACAGUCUUUCCAUGCCAUUUCCUUCAUCUCAUCUGGUCGCUGCCCCAGAGUCACCGUACCUGUCACCUAUGGACAAGCCUCCAAACUCCCGCAGCCGGCCGGAGCGAUCCAAGAGCCCUCGCACCACUGAGACACUACAUCCUGAAGCAAUAGGCCGACGAGCCAACAAAGAGGGUGGCAGGUCCACCCACAAAGACGACAGAUGUAGAGAGGGGCUAAAACUGACUAAACACAAUCGUGGCAGAUCAAAGGAGAGGAGUGAUAAGGGCAAGAGAGAGUCCACGCGCUCACCAGGAGGGACCAAGCUGCCGCACACUAACGGUGACCGCAACAUGGAGCAUUACAGCGGCGGGACUGACCUGCACCAUAAGAAGUCCAGGCAGUUGGAUCGAGGCCUGGCAGAGAGCCGUCCAGUCCUACCCCCCAAGAGCACCUCCACAAACAGCAGCAUGAGCGUGUCGGGUAGAAAGGCUACGGUGUCCCCAGGGCCGUGGAAGAUCCCAGGAUCAGACAAGCUGCCCAGCACGCUGAGGUCAGGCACAUCCACGCUCAGCAGAUAA
This is a messenger RNA of Knipowitschia caucasica, 4086 nucleotides long. NCBI's taxonomy places the organism in Eukaryota, Metazoa, Chordata, Actinopteri, Gobiiformes, Gobiidae. The record is from the annotation of a GenBank genome assembly.